Molecule: messenger RNA, 1514 nt
Organism: Syngnathoides biaculeatus (alligator pipefish)
Lineage: Eukaryota; Metazoa; Chordata; Actinopteri; Syngnathiformes; Syngnathidae
Gene: med29
Product: mediator complex subunit 29
Exons: 4
Coding region: 62-577 (171 amino acids)
Biological process (GO): regulation of transcription by RNA polymerase II
Cellular component (GO): mediator complex
Molecular function (GO): transcription coregulator activity; transcription factor binding
Source: RefSeq, a predicted model, not a curated record
UGGUCUCUGCCCCAAGCGGAAGUCAACCUCGUAUUUCCGGUGUGAGAGUCGCCUCGCCAAGAUGGCGGCCCAACAGCAGCAGUCCGGUGGUCCAGGCUUACAACAGCAACAAGCCGCUGCACUGCAGCAGUUGAAUCAGCAGCAGGACUUCGACCCUGUGCAUCGUUUUAAAAUGCUCAUUCCGCAGUUAAAAGAAAGUCUACAGAAUCUAAUGAAGAUCGCGUCGCUCAACCUUGCCCACAACACGACCAUAGACAACGGAGUUAAAAGCAGUGACGCUGCUGUUCAGCGCUUUGACAAAAGCCUUGAGGAGUUCUAUGCUCUCUGCGAUCAGCUGGAGCUGUGCUUGCGGCUGGCGUACGAGUGCCUCUCUCAGAGCAUUGACAGCGCCAAGCAUUCGCCCAACCUGGUGCCCACUGCCACCAAACCAGACACGGUGCAGACAGAGUCCAUGUCCUACGCCCAGUACCUUGGCAUGAUCAAGUCCCAGAUCUCAUGCGCCAAGGACAUUCACAACGCUCUCCUGGAAUGUUCGAAAAAGAUAGCGGGAAAGGGACAGCCUCCGGUAAUUAUGUAGAUCUCACAAUGGACCCAUUUUCAUUCAAGUAGGAUUUAUUGUUUUUUAACACGUCUGCUAGAGGAGUGAUGCUUUUGGUGAAUUAUGUUCACGCUCUUCUGAACUUUGGCAGGGUGGCUCCAUUAAAAUUCUGGUAAUGGAUUUGGUAUUAAUCCACUGGAGUUAUUUUAUUUUUUAUUUUACAGAGAGGCCACCAAAGCAGGGUAUUGCUGCAAUUUUAGGCGCUUUCACGCAGAUGCACUAUGUGGGUUAACAUCAACGUCUCUGUCAUGGCAUUGAGGAUUUUUUCUGAACACUUAAGUUCCGUCCCACCCUUGAAAUUCAAAGGCAUUAUUGUGUCACAGGGGGGUUGUACAUGAAAAGCAUAUUUACAGUUUGAAUUGGAAUUUAUCCCCUUUUUUUUAACCAUCAAAUUUCUAACACAGUGUAAAUUGAUUGGCCACGUUUGCUGAAUUCAGAUUGCGGAUUGUUGCAUCACUGGUUUCUCUCUCGGAAGUCUGAUGUUAUGUUUUUUUCCUCACCACAUUUUAAAUUUCACCAACUUAGAAUUUGACGGAGUUUUUUUGAUGGUAAAUUUUCAGUUUUGGGCGAUUUGAUGGUUAAGAACAAAUAAUAUAAAUUCUCAGACUUUUCGGGGUGUAAAAACAUUUCAAUUUGAAAUACGUUUUAAAAAAAUUAAAUUUAAUCCAACUGCAGAAAUUCCAUUGCUGACCUGUACUUUCUUACAAAUUUGCAGGCGUUUUGUCCAUUGUCACCAGGUGGCGCCAAUUGUGUACUUAACCUACUCUGCCUACUUAAUUUGACUAUUGAAACUUUUCGACAAAUGACUUGAAACCAUCUACAAUAUCUGCAAUGAUCACUAAACGUACAUACUUGUGCAGGAGGGACAAAUGUCUUCUACCAAUUAGUUGAGUCAAAAUAAACAUUUUGUCAUGUG